Microtus ochrogaster (prairie vole) is the source of this 2767-nucleotide messenger RNA. It is a transcript of the gene Ttll13, whose product is annotated as tubulin tyrosine ligase like 13. The record is from RefSeq and is a predicted model, not a curated record. Gene Ontology annotation, molecular function: tubulin-glutamic acid ligase activity; tubulin binding. Gene Ontology annotation, cellular component: ciliary basal body. NCBI's taxonomy places the organism in Eukaryota, Metazoa, Chordata, Mammalia, Rodentia, Cricetidae. Gene Ontology annotation, biological process: protein polyglutamylation; microtubule cytoskeleton organization.
CGCAGAGGGCGAGGGUCGGCCAUGAGCGACCAGCUGAGUCCAACCCUGGGCUGCUAGGGGCAGCUCCAGCAGCCCCUGAGCUCUCCUCGAAACCUCGGAAUCUAAGAGGAUGGAGCCCAGUACCUGUAAGAACAGUGAAUCUGAGGAAGACUAUGUUGAGGAAGAAGAGUCUGAGGAAGAGUGUGUUAGAGAGGAAGCUACCACCCCUAACUCUUCCCAGCAGGCACUUGCAAAAGCUGACUAUAAAGAGUUUGAGAAUGGGGUUACCUUAUCUGUUAUAACCAAGAAAAUUCCAAAGACAAUCCUAAGUGCAGCAGACACAGAUGAUUUGGAAGUUGGGAGGAGAAAGAGAAAGCGGAAACGAAGACCCCUGGCCAUCAACCUGACCAACUGCAAGUAUGAGAGUGUGCGCCGGGCAGCCCAAAUGUGUGGCCUGAAGGAAGUGGGGGAGGAUGAAGAGUGGACUGUGUACUGGACAGACUGCUCUGUCUCACUGGAACGAGUCAUGGACAUGAAGAGGUUUCAGAAAAUCAACCACUUCCCUGGCAUGACGGAGAUCUGCCGCAAAGAUCUGCUGGCUCGGAACCUCAACCGCAUGCAGAAGCUCUAUCCAACCGAAUACAACAUCUUCCCGCGAACCUGGUGUCUCCCUGCAGACUAUGGGGACUUCCAGGCCUACGGUCGUCAGCGGAAAACCCGCACUUAUAUCUGCAAGCCAGAUAGCGGCUGUCAGGGCCGUGGCAUCUUUAUCACCAGAACCCCCAAGGAAAUCAAGCCAGGAGAGCAUAUGAUCUGCCAGCAGUACAUCACCAAGCCCUUCCUCAUUGAUGGCUUCAAGUUUGACAUGCGAAUCUAUGUUCUGAUCACUUCCUGUGACCCUCUCCGGAUCUUCAUGUAUGAGGAAGGCCUGGCCCGUUUUGCCACCAUGCCGUAUGUGGAACCUAGCCAUAACAACCUGGAGGAUGUCUGCAUGCACCUGACCAACUACGCCAUCAAUAAACACAAUGAGAACUUUGUCCGAGACGAUGCUGUGGGCAGUAAGAGGAAGCUGUCGACACUCAAUGCCUGGCUGCGAGAGCACAGCUAUGACCCCCGAGAGCUGUGGGGGGACAUCGAGGACAUCAUCAUCAAAACCAUCAUCUCAGCCCACUCUGUUCUUCGCCACAACUACCGAACCUGUUUCCCCCAAUAUCUGUGUGGAGGUACAUGUGCCUGCUUUGAGAUCCUGGGUUUUGACAUCUUACUGGACCACAAGCUCAAGCCCUGGCUUCUCGAGGUCAACCACUCCCCAAGCUUCACCACAGACUCCCGCCUGGACCGAGAGGUGAAAGAUGCACUUCUCUGUGAUGCUAUGAACCUUGUCAACCUCCGGGGCUGCGACAAGAAGAAGGUGAUUGAAGAAGACAAGCGACGAGUCAAGGAGCGGCUUUUCCCGUGUCACCAACAGCCACGAGAAGCCAGGCGAGAACAGAUUGAGUCAUCCCAGGCUGCCAUGCAGGACCAGGAACGAUAUGAAGAUUCCCACCUAGGGGGCUACCGGCGGAUCUAUCCGGGGCCUGACUCAGAGAAAUAUGCACCCUUCUUCAAGCACAAUGGCUCUCUCUUCCAGGAGACUGCUGCCUCCAAGGCCAGAGAGGAGUGUGCCAGGCAGCAACUGGAAGAGAUUCGUCAAAAGCAGGAACAGCAGGAGAAUCCAGGCACCAAAAAGCGAAAGGAAAACAAGGACCAGUACCAGGGUGAAUCAGCUGGGGAGAAAAGCCGAUCAAGAACAGGAGCACGGAGCCUUAUCACCAACUUGGCUUAUAGGAACCGGAACCGGGAGAAAGAGCUGAUCCCAGUACACAUGGACUCCAUGCAGCCUCAGGACAUUGUGGAAGAGGAAGAGCUUGAGCGGAUGAAGCUCCUGUUACAAAGAGAGAAUCUUAUCCGAAGCCUGGGUAUUGUAGAGCAGCUCACCCGCAUGCUGUACCCCAGCCACCGGGGCCACAGAAAGCUUCAUGAGUAUCGGCCUAGAUUUCACCAGGACGGGCUGGGCAGUCAGGAACUGCAACCUGUGAAUUUGGUCCCAUUGGUGUUCCUGAGAGGGGCUGCCACAGAACAGGUCCCUCCUCAUUUCCUGCAACCACUUCGGCCCCAUGAAUUGAUCCCCAGGAUCUUAGGGCCACUGUCAAGCAUGACUCCCGCAAUUGCACAGCAUUCUCGGUACCAUCUGCAGCCCAAGAGCGUCAACUGGAUAAGAGAUCCAGCAACCAUUGGCGCCUGUUCAUUGUCAAUGAAGAAAUCUGGGAGGCAGUAUUUUUCCAGCUCUAGAGUCAGGCUCACUAGCCAAGGCCAAGCCAGCAGAAGGCUAGAAGCCAUAAACAGAGCCCUGUCAGGAUCAGUGCCACCCACUUUAACCCCAAAGCAGGGCUGUCUUCUCCAGCCCGACAGACAGCAAAGUGACUCAUGGACCGAAUGCUGCACCUUGCCCUCCAUGGUAAACUCUGGAGCCAAGGCUGGGGAUAUCACCCUUUGCCCCGCCUCUGCGCCAGUGCUGCAGCAUUCCAGCCCACUCCUCAACAUCAUCCAACACAGGUAAAAGAAGGGACGCCCAGCACGCAACCAAAAGAGCAAAUGGCCUGCAAUCAUUGCUCAUUGAAAGACUGCCACCAAGUUCCAGUUUGAAAAGCUCUGGCCAGGACCUUUGUUGGCAAAAGGCAUAGCCCAAAGACACCAAGGAUUCUUCAACAUUCUAAGAUUCUUUGGGGGAAUCGGUUUAAAAAAAAAA